UCUAUUUUGCGAUUUUGAAAAGUAGGAUAGGAAGAAGAAGAAACCAGGACAAAGGGGGAAAAGAUGGAUCACUUAGCAGCAGCGGAGCAGCAAAUAGUAUCAGAAAGAAUGAGGAAGAAACUUGACGAGGUCAAUUUAGCGGCUCAAUCCCAGCUUGCUCCUGUCCAAGACCACAUCAAUUUCACUCUUCAGCAAUCAUACUUCAAGUGUGCGUACGAGUGCUUUGACCGAAGGAGGAAGCAAGAAGAGAUAAGCAAUUGUGUGGAGCAUUGUAGCGUUCCUGUUCUUAAUGCCCAACAGCAUUUUGAGAAUGAGAUGGCCAAGUUUCAAGAAAGAUUGAAUAGAUCCCUGAUGGUCUGCCAGGACAAGUUUGAAGCAGCUAAGCUCCAACGGGUUGGAACUGAAGCCAUUAACGAUCUGGAGUCAUGUGUUAACAAGUCCAUUGAGGAUAACAUGAAAACACUUCCACAUCUUGUUGGAAGAUUAAAAGCUUCAUUCUCCAUCAGUGAUCAGACCAAAUGAGUACAAUAUUAUUGAAGAUUUAUUACCCAUUUUGCUGAGAUAUUGAGAAUGAUGGAAGUCUUCGUGAUUCUUUUCUAGCUUUACCUCUACAAGCGUGUUUAAGAUGAACCAAAAUCCCUUCUAUGCUAACAUUCAUUUCAUCUAAUGUUACAAAUAAACCUCGCUAUGUGCA
Rubroshorea leprosula is the source of this 694-nucleotide messenger RNA. The record is from the annotation of a GenBank genome assembly. Lineage: Eukaryota; Viridiplantae; Streptophyta; Magnoliopsida; Malvales; Dipterocarpaceae.